This is a messenger RNA of Lates calcarifer (barramundi perch), 7137 nucleotides long. RefSeq names its product ubiquitin specific peptidase 53b (gene usp53b). NCBI's taxonomy places the organism in Eukaryota, Metazoa, Chordata, Actinopteri, Centropomidae. Gene Ontology annotation, cellular component: cell-cell junction. Gene Ontology annotation, molecular function: cysteine-type deubiquitinase activity. The coding region runs from base 608 to 3745 and encodes 1045 amino acids. The transcript has 17 exons. Gene Ontology annotation, biological process: sensory perception of sound; response to auditory stimulus; protein deubiquitination. The record is from RefSeq and is a predicted model, not a curated record.
ACUUGGAAGUCUGACCUUCCGCCAGCACACAGUUUGCCAUGCAGGGAUUGAAGAUUGCAAUACAGCAGCAGUGCACUUGAGGCUACACUAGGGGCGGAGUUUGACCUCUCAAGUCUCAAAACAUCACUAAUCCGCGUCGGACAUUCUGGCACAGGCCGUCACCAGCCCCGCUUGUGCACAAAAAAAAAAAAGCAGAGGUGGUUGGUGGUGGUGGGUGGGAGGGGGGUAGAAUUUUCACCGAAAUAACAGUGUCCCGACCGGGUCUGCGUGUGGCAUCAGACACAGAGUCGGGGCUGCCGCCUGUGUGUGCGUGUCGGAGGGAUUGGGAAUGCUGCACUAUGACAGAUAGUGCGUUACAUGCGUCUGGACAUAUCUGCAGUCGUUUCUAGCCAGUUUUAUUUUGCAGGGAUUUCGGGCGAGAAGUCGUGGGAUUUACGCGUUGACAGCUGGACCGCCCUGCGCCUUCAUUGGAGGCGAGCAGUCAAGUAUCCGCUUCCCUUUAAGAUCUUGUGCAGUCGCCAUUCAAUGUCCAGUAGCACAUGGCUGAGGCUGCCCUGUGGCUGAUCCUGACAAUGCUUUCAACUAACCGCUCUGGAGGUGCGUGGGGAUGAAAUGGAUGGAGCCCAUGGCCAGACCAACGCACCAGCUCCCACCUCCUGGCAUGUCCAGCUGCAGCAAGUCUCCCCCCAACUCUGGAGAAGUUGUAGGCUCUAACUCCAUGGCAUGGGUGAAGAUGUUCAAAAAACCCGGUGGAGGCCUGAAGAAAUCCUACCAGCCUGGGAGCAUGCUAUCUCUGGCGCUCACCAAGGGCCUGCUGAAUGAGCCCGGGCAGAAUAGCUGCUUCCUAAACAGUGCUGUCCAGGUGCUUUGGCAGCUGGACAUUUUCAGGAGAAGUCUGAGGCAGCUCUCAGGUCACUUCUGUCUGGGUGAUGCCUGCAUUUUCUGCGCUUUAAAGAGUAUCUUCAGCCAGUUUCAGCAGAGCAGAGAGCGUGUGCUCCCCUCUGACAGCCUGCGGAACGCCUUAGCUGAAACUUUUAAGGAUGAGCAGCGCUUUCAGCUCGGCCUGAUGGAUGACGCUGCUGAGUGCUUUGAGAACAUCCUGGAGCGAAUUCAUUUACACAUAGUCUCAGACACUUCGACUGAUGCUUGUUCAUCCAAAUCCUGCAUCACCCAUCAGAAGUUUGCAAUGAUGCUUUAUGAGCAGUUUGUGUGUCGCUGUUGUGGUGCAUCAUCAGACCCACACCCGUUCACAGAAUUCGUACAUUAUGUCUCAACCACUGCUUUAUGCCAACAGGUUGAUCGUAUGUUGGGGAAGAAUGAGCGGCUCAGGUCAGACAUGUUUGGAGAAUUGCUGCAGGCAGCAAACAACACAGGUGACCUCCGGAGCUGCCCGAGUGACUGUGGUCAGAGUAUCAAGAUCCGCCGUGUGCUCAUGAACUGUCCAGAGAUCGUGACUAUAGGAUUUGUAUGGGACGCUGAGCAGUCUGAUCUUACCGACGAUGUCAUUCGGUCACUUGGCCCACGUUUGAACCUGUGUGGGCUUUUCAACCGUGUCACCGAUGAAAAUGCCAAACGGAGUGAGCUACAUUUGGUGGGGAUGAUCUGUUUUUCGAGUAAACAUUACUCAGCUUUUGCCUAUCACACCAAAUCUUCAAAAUGGAUGUUUUUUGAUGAUGCUACUGUAAAGGAGAUUGGAUCCAAAUGGAAAGAUGUUGCCUCUAAAUGUAUCAGGGGACAUUUCCAGCCACUUCUUUUAUUUUACACCAAUCCCGAGGGAAGUCCAGUGUCUAAUGAAGAUGCACCGAGACAAACCUCAAUGUGUCCUCGGUACAAAGCCCAAGUAAAUGGUGACGUGACGGCCAAACAUCCCCUCGGCAGUCCUAACAAAUUCCAGGAACCUUUCAUGGAGAAUUUGCAGAGGCCAGGUGAAACAUCAAAAAAGGACAGAGAGAGACAUCGAAGAACGGACCCUUCACAACACAAAGAGAUGGCACAUUCAAGACCUUCAUCUCCUCCAGAGAAUGGACUGAGGCCUCCUGCAGACCAAAAGUUAAAAAGCUAUCAACGUGCUGAGAAGUCAUCAAACCAUUCGAGCAGAGGAUCUCAAGAGCCACGUGGACAGUCCUCGGGUACACACAGCCGGAAAAACAACACCUCCCCGAGUCGCUAUGAUCAGGAUAGCUGCCAGGAGCAAUGGGAAAAAGGUGGAAGUGGAGGAAGCCGCAAUAAAUCCAAGUCCACUUGGAGACCCAUUCGGGAGGUGUUAAACGUUGACACUGUCCUGAACGAACUGGAGCAGCGCCGGCAGCAGCAACACGAUAGCCCGCGGCGCACUAAGCCUUCAAGCCAGGAAAGGGUGCACGCCGAACCGAGUCGGGAACGUGAUCGGGAAUAUGUACGAACCAGAGAGGAUCGAAAGCAGAAGUGUUUAAUGACGAUUUAUGAGGAUGAGCAGAGGCACGAGACUGAGAGCCACAGCUCUGUAGAGUCGGAGAGCAGGGCCAACCAGCAGAGGGGCAGCAGGCUCAAGGGUGGUCCUAAGACUCUGCUGCGUAGUGAUACCUGGACCAUCCAGAGGACAGAGUCUGGCUACGAGAGCAGUGACAGACUCAGCAGUGGCUCCACCAAUCCUGACUCACCUGGGGUUGAUGGCUUUGCUGUUAAAGACCAGAGAUCAACACCAGAGGCACAGCUGCAAAGCCAGCUGCACCAAAAGGGGGUUGAUGGAAAAUCAAGUAUAAUGUCCUCACCUUCACACAACGGUAAACAUCAACCCAAACCUCAGGGAAAGAACCAUGAUCAAGUUUCACAUUCACAUCUAAAGUGCAGUCCAAGUUCGAGACGGAAAUCAAAGUACACUUCUAGCACCUCCAGGAAAGCAGUGUCUUCAGAGAGGGACUCCACUGGCUCUGAUAACAGACAGAGUGAUCAGCAGGAGCUGACAAACUGUAGAGAAAGUACACCCCUGAGGCACAUCACAAAAACCAGCAGCUCAGAAUGGAACAGCUCAGAUGAUCUUGCUCUCUCUGAGCCGGAGGACAGAGAGAGCACGUACCGCUCCAGCAACAGCGAGGCCAUCGCCUCGGAUUCCCAGUGUCCUCAUAUAAACCUGCCCUACCACCCUCCCAGCAACGUGACUGCGGAACCUCUCCAACUGAACAAUCAGCGCCACCUUAGUGCGACGGGGUCGCCUCACCUCCGAGCCACCCAGCGGACCGCCCCUCACCAGGGCGAGACGAGCCACGCCAUAUUUCGCCCCAGGAUGCUCCAAGAUCCUUUCCCAUCAAGUCCUCGUCUUUCAUCCACGUCUUACGUCAGUCCUCACAGGAAGCCUGACAUGGCGGGCCUCCGAACCUUCUCAGAUGCAAGCUCCAAGUCGGGCUCUGACCCAGAGAGGAGUACCCCAUCGUCAUGUGAGAGUGAGGAAAGACUAACUGGAUGCAGAGUGGAACAACCCGUGCCGGCUCAAGAGGUUUCUCUGACGACGUACUUCAACGUGGACAACUGCAUGACAGAAACAUACCGUCUCAAAUACCACAACCAGAGGCCUCUUGUUCUCUCUGCGACGGUGCCACGGACAGUGGUCGCAACUGAACGCAGAGAUACCAGCCACACACUCCCCACCGACACACACUCACAAGAUGUGCCAAAAGCCAGACCUGAAACAAGCCAUAAUAGCAAUAAACCCACUGCAAAAUGGAACCCAGUGACAGCCAAAGGACUGGAUGAACGUGGUUUUUUAUGAGAGUUACUCGGUAAGUUUUGUUUACAAAGAUGGACAGUGGUCAGUGAGAGUACUAACUGGAUGCCAAAGAGUUUAGAGAAUGGAAAGAUGUUCUGAAGCCCGACAUCACCAAACUGAGUGAAAUUUAUUUAUGCAAGCUUUGUCACAUAAGUAAAACCUAUUUCUAAAUGCUGUUACGUAUUGUUUGAUGGAUUAUCAACUAUUACAUAUGCUGUCUUCCAUUGUCCUGCAGUACUGCUGCGAGAAGAUUUUGUUUGAACCAAAAUCUGGACUGUUUUCAGUUUGCACAAAGGGUUUCUGAGUCUUUUAAUCACCUUAUGUCGAGUUUAAAAUGUUUAUUUUUUUAUUUGUACAGUAGCUCUGCAGAAGUGCUGCAGAACUGAAGAUAUACAGAUAUAUGUAAAGUCAGGCAUGAGAGAUUAUGGUAAGCCACCAUCAGACUGUGGUUUGUUCAGUUAUUAUAACAUGAUGAAAGAAUCAAAUGUGGUGACAAAUCACAGCAUAAUGACAUGAAAAGGUAUGUUAAUGAUACUUUAUCAGAAUAUGAUGUCAUUCUACUUUAAAAAAAAAAAACCUACAGGUUUGCAUCUUCAGCAGCAGGUUUAAGGUUGUUCAUUUAAUCACCAAAGGAGAGUGAAUUCAUAAGAUCGGACCUGUUCUUCAUUAAUGCCUGGGCAGCUUACUGACUUUAUGCACAUUGAGGGCUUUGGGUCGCCAGGGAACAGACGUUGCAACAUUUCCUUGUAUUUAGUUACUGAUUUGUUUCAGCUGUUAUCAUUUAUCAGUUCUUUUACAACAUUUAUGUGUUAAUGAAUGACUGAGGGCUGCCCCGGAACAGUACAGCCUACUCGGCUCUAAGAAUCUGUUGAGAAAGAUUCUUGUUUGUUCAUUGUUUCAAAUAACUUGUUUCUUGGAACAUUCUGGGCAGAUUUCAUGCCAUCAGUUAAAAAUAUGAGUGUGAUGUUCUGUAGUUGGGCCAGCCCUCAGAUUAUUCAGCAGGUCACUAUAUACGAUCAUGUAACCUUGUGUAUUCUACCUUUGAUUGUGCUGGUUCUUGUAAUCCUUUUUUUGUAAUUCACAGUGAUGUCAAAUUGUAUUUUUUUCAGUCUUCCUCUUUAAGUAGAACGAUUUAAACAGGUCUGUAUUUGCAGGUAUUUUCAUAAAGAUGCCAACAUGAUUAAUAUGCCUAUCUGAUAUUAUCAUUAUUGAUCAUACAAAACAACACACAAGUAUUCGUGUUAAUAUGGUUAAUGUUCUGAAACCUGCAUGUGGCCUUUACAAAGUCUUACUAGCUGCGUGUACAGCAUAAGCAUGAGCAUGAAAAUACUGGACUGUGAGUCCAACGAACACAAAUUCUAUUGGAUUUUACUUAAUUGUAAUAAAAUAAAUCCAUUAAAUAGCAUUUUCUCACUACAGUUGAUUUGAUAACGUUUUAACACGUGAAGGGUGUUCUGUUCUCUUACUCAUGCAAGAACACAAAUUUCUGUUUAUGCAUCCAUUGUAAAUAUAAAUGUAUGAUGCAAACAGUGCGCUGAAAAACAACGACUGUCCGAGACAUACUAUUCAUUCACUAAAAGUUACUUUAAAAUGACUUUUUUGGCGUUUUUAAAGCUUUGUAUUCUGUACAUCAGACAUUCCCGAGGACACAUUAAAAUCAGUGUUGCUCAGUUUCUCAAAUAUUAACAGCAAUUUUAUUUUGUGCUCACAUAAUUGCCAAGUCUUUUCCUAAACAUCCUGCCAUUUAUACAGACACGUAUGUUUUCACUCGCUUUGCGUUUUCAUGUCGCCACAAUAACCUUUUGCUCAGCUGUUUUUACUGCACAUACUGAGUCAGUACAUUUGCUGUUUGUGUGUAUUGUGUUUGAGCUGUCCGACAUCAAGAGGAUAGUGUGUAGAGAUUUAUGAGUGUGUGUAAUGUGAGCAUCUACUGGCAUUUUUCACAAUUUAUUUAUUGACACUUUUUAAAGUCAAGAAAAAAGAAGGCAUACAAUGUAACUGAGCUAUUAAGAAUUAUAUUUAAUUAAAAAUUUUCAAUUACUCACAGUGACACAUGCCUUUAAACAAGUUGAUUGUGCUGUAGAAAUUAUAUUUACAUUUUUUUACUGUUAUUUAAUAUAUCUAAUAUAUUAACUAGAUGAAGAAAUCAAUCAAAAUGACUAAAUUACUGGAUUAGAUGAAGCUGAGUUGAGUAUAUUAACCAGGUUAUCUUAAUGUUGUCUCACCUGCAAAGUGUUUUUGUGGUUUGUUACGUGACUAAUUGUUAUAUCAUUUAUCUACAGUAUUUUUCUUGUUAUUUAAUUAUUUUCUGUAUCUGUUUAAAAAAAGAAAGAAAAGAAAGAGGAAUUCUAUUGUUUUCACACAAGUUUUAUUUUACAUUCUGAACUUUGUGUCUUCAGUUGUAUUAAGAGUGCCUUGACAUUUUCGGUGGGACAUGUUUUUUUUGUUUUUGUUUGUUUUGUUUUUUUGAGCGAAAACACACUUAUGGAAUGAAGGCGAUGAAUGAAAGGAUUGGAGGAUGUCAUGCAAAACUUUUGAAUAUGCAAUGCUAAUAGUGACAUAUCUGAUGACGUUCCUCUGUGUGCACCAUUGUACUGUAUUUGUGUUUGUGUGUGUGUGUGUGUGGGGGGGAGUGGUAGAGGGAUGGAUUUGUGCCAAGUCUAAUAUUCCCUAAAAGCCCUUUCAGACUUUGAAGCCGCAACCUCAGUGGGUAGCAGCAAACUCAGCAGUUCGCUCUUCAUCCAGCUGCAGCUGGCAAGUUUGACAUGUUCAAAUGUCAUCAGAGCUUGGUGCUUCUAAGUUUGUAGGAGAUUUAAUGCUAAAAAAAACCAAAAAAAAACAUGUUUUUUCCUCCCAGUGCUUAACUCCGGUUGUUGUAUGUAUAUGUGCGGAAGCUGAUAAUUGGUUUUCCUCUUGCACCCAUGAUCCAUAACCUUGAGUUAAAGGCUUUAUAUUCUCUAGUCGAAAGGUCUUUUUGUCCCGUGUCACAUAACGUCACAGUUGGCAUUGCAUCAAUCCAUAUCUUUUACCUUGUGCUAAUAUACAGGGACAGAACCUAAUCACACUGUACUGCAUCAACACUCGAGAACAAAAGAGAACUUUCCGCAUUAUGACACUGAUUUUACCUGAUAAGUUACUGGCUGAUGCGGCCUGACGUAAAGGAUCCGUAUGCCUCACUGAAUCCUACUGUCAUACCUUUGUGUGUGUGGGUUAGGAUUCAGCCUGACAUUACUGCUGAGUUGAGUUGUCGGUGCUUCAGUGAAUAACUUCAUGACUUGCGUGAGUACAGACCAAGAAACAUGUAAAAUCUGUCUACACUUUAUAUUUUUGUAGAUAAUAUAUAUUUAUUUUUAUUCAUUGUUGAAUAAAGUUUAAAUUAUUGUAUCACUCUAAAA